AUGGAAGGGGAGGGCGUGAAGUUGAAGCCAGACGUGGUCAAUCUACAACGCUGGAAUCAGCGCGUGCGAAAAAGGUUGGCAAUGGCGACAGGCACUGUCGCUGCUCAGCAAGAUUCGAAAGGCGAAGCUGGAGCCCGAGUCAGUUACAACACUGCGAUCACUGCAUGCGAUAAUCUCGGGCAGUGGCAGCAGGUUCUGGUGCUUUUCAGGGAGUUGCUGGAAGAUAAAUUGAAGCCAGACGUCAUCAGCUACAGCGCCACAGUGAGCGCGUUCGAGACAGGUGGGAAAUGUGAGGAAGCGCUGGCACUGUUCAAGCGGGAUUCCAGUCUCAACAGCUGGAUUGUAAGUUGUCGCAGCGGCGGUUAA
Molecule: messenger RNA, 366 nt
Organism: Prorocentrum cordatum
Lineage: Eukaryota; Dinophyceae; Prorocentrales; Prorocentraceae
Source: the annotation of a GenBank genome assembly